Molecule: messenger RNA, 1189 nt
Organism: Charadrius vociferus (killdeer)
Lineage: Eukaryota; Metazoa; Chordata; Aves; Charadriiformes; Charadriidae
Gene: ANP32E
Product: acidic (leucine-rich) nuclear phosphoprotein 32 family, member E
Exons: 6
Coding region: 127-753 (208 amino acids)
Biological process (GO): regulation of apoptotic process
Cellular component (GO): nucleus
Molecular function (GO): phosphatase inhibitor activity; histone binding
Source: RefSeq, a predicted model, not a curated record
GUGAAGCUGACGAGUGGUUCGCUGUCCUGUUGGAAGGUGACGGAGUUGGUGCUCGACAACUGCCGAUCCAGCAACGGCGAAAUCGAAGGUCUGAAUGAUUCCUUUAAAGAACUGGAGUUCCUUAGCAUGGCCAAUGUAGAGCUGACGUCGCUGGCCAAGCUUCCCACGUUGAGUAAGCUCCGAAAGUUGGAGUUGAGUGACAACAUCAUUUCAGGAGGCCUGGAGGUCCUUGCAGAAAGAUGUCCAAAUCUCACAUAUCUAAAUCUAAGUGGCAACAAAAUCAAAGAUCUUGGCACUGUGGAAGCUCUUCAAAAUCUCAAAAACUUGAAGAGCCUUGACCUGUUCAACUGUGAGAUUACGAACCUCGAGGAUUACAGAGACAGCAUUUUUGAGCUGCUUCAGCAAAUCACGUACCUAGAUGGCUUUGAUCAGGAAGAUAACGAGGCACCGGACUCGGAAGAUGAUGAUGAUGAGGGAGAUGAAGAUGACGAUGAUGAAGAUGAGGAUGAAGCUGGUCCUCCAGGAGAAUAUGAAGAGGAAGAUGAUGAAGAUGACGGUGGUUCAGAUUUGGGGGAAGGUGAAGAGGAGGAGGAAGUUGGUCUUUCAUACCUGAUGAAAGAAGAGAUUCAGGAUGAAGAUGAUGAUGAUGACUAUGUUGAAGAAGGAGGUGAUGAGGAGGAAGAAGCAGAGGGCAUCCGAGGGGAGAAGAGGAAACGAGAGCCUGAAGACGAAGGCGAGGAAGAGGAUGAUUAAUUUGUUAUAGACACAAGUAGGACCAGACUCUUCAGUUACAGAAUACGCAAUAGUGAUUAUGCAGAUCUGUAUGUCUCCAUGUACCAUAGAUGUCCCUACAGAAGAUAAUAUGUUAACUUUUUAUAGGAGAAGUGUGGUUUUACUAUUCUUGCCCUUUUUAUCAUUCCAAAUAAGAUAUAAUAGCCUGUUAGUGAACCUAUAUGUAGAAAACAAUUUUCAGCCCUAUAAUUACUGAAGCCAUGGUCAAGUUUUUCCCCCUAGACUUUUAUUUGGAGCUCUUUAAUUUCAUACAAGCUUGCUGUGUUGGUCAUCAUUAGCCCAGAGUUAAAACACCCUUUUCAACAUGGGUUUAAUAUUGUGAAUUUCCUUCAAGAUUAUUUAAAGUUUUUAUACUUAAAAAGCUGAACUCAAAAAUGCUAUAUGGCAAAUUCUAGUC